Pundamilia nyererei is the source of this 1003-nucleotide messenger RNA. RefSeq lists its product as uncharacterized. The record is from RefSeq and is a predicted model, not a curated record. Lineage: Eukaryota; Metazoa; Chordata; Actinopteri; Cichliformes; Cichlidae. The annotation marks the transcript as partial. The transcript is spliced from 4 exons.
GUAGCUGGACCAGAGGUGGAAGCUAAACUGAAAGCAGCAAAAGUGAAUCGAGGAGAAAUUUAUGUGACCCAGUCUGGAAACUUCCCCUGUAAAGCUAUUUUACAUGUAUGUGGAGAAAAGGAUCAAGCUCUCAUUGAACAACUUGUGUGUGAUAUCAUUGGCUAUUGUGAAUGCUAUAAAUACAGUUCAGUGGCAAUUCCUGCCAUCUGUGCUGGAGCUGGAGGGUUGAAUCCUGCGAUUGUAGCAGGAGCCAUUCUUCAAGGAAUCAAGGCUUCUGCAUCAUCUAUGAACAGCCUCACCAACAUCCGUCUCAUCCUGAUUAAGAUCGAUGUCUUCUUGGCUUUUAAAGAGAAAGCGAUGCAGAUGUAUUCCUCAGCUGUCAUCAACAGAGUACUUCCAGUUCAAGUACAGCAACAACAGCCUCCUCUUUCUGUGAGUGCAUACCUCAGCAGUCUCCAAAUCAGCUCUACAAUUCAGCAGUCUGUCUUCACGUUCCUGGGUCUUUCCAAAAAAGACGUUGAUGAUGCCAUGGAAAAGCUGAAGCAUCAAUAUCACACACAGUGCUCCAGUAAAACCUUCUUAAAGGAGGAACUGGAACCCCUCGACCAGGAUGACAUGAUGGAGCUGAAGGAGCUGGUGGAGUCUGAGGGUUUAUUCAUGCAAACUGAUCAGUCUGGCUCUCUAACAGUGAGUGGGUUGAAAGACGGGGUCACCCGGGUGAUCCAGAAAAUGAAUCAGUGUCAGUUAAUGGGUCUUGCUAAUGAGGUGAGAGUCAGGGAGGAGGAGGAAUUGUACCUCCGAGUUGUUUGGUGCAUCCUGGCACAUAACGGUAACUGGGAAAGACUUCCCAGAACAGCCAAUCACCAACUGGAAAACAACGAAUUAACAGAAGGAAUAACAGACGCACAGGGACUCGUAUGGGAGGUUAAUCUUCAGACAAUGAUGGCCACACAGCAACUGAGCAGACAGGCGAUGAAGCUAAAGCGACUUGAGAAUCUGAGAG